AUGCAUGAGACAGACAAUGGCAAGCGGAAGCUUCCCUUCUUCAAAUCCACAAGUCCAAUCGACCGCCAGCGAAAGUCCACCGUCCACUGGCAUCGCAUAUUACGGUCGCUGUUGUAUUUGAUCGCUUGGAUCUUUUUGGUGCUGGUAGUCAUUGGCAAUGUCUCCGAUAAACCAGUUCUACGCAGUACAUACUUCCUCUACCUCGAUCUUGCCAAUAUUAUCCCAAUCUCCAUCCCCAAUGCCGUCCUUAUCAACUCCAUCGCCCAAACAAUCGGUCUGCACGACUUCUACCAGGUCGGCCUAUGGAACUUUUGUGAAGGGUACAAUGGACAGGGAAUCACCCACUGCUCCAAGCCAGAGACUCUCUAUGCCUUCAACCCCGUUGAGAUCAUCUUAAAUGAGCUGCUGGCCGGUGCAACAAUCGCUCUCCCGGCCGACAUUGAAGGCCCAUUGAAUUUAGCCCGCACCGCCUCCCACUGGAUGUUCGGACUCCUCCUCGCCGCAGCGGUCCUGAAUUUUGUUUUGAUCUUCGUCGCCCCGCUCGCCGUGUCCUCUCGACACCCCCGGAACAUCAAAGCCUGGGCAGCAGGGUACAAUGACGGCCACCCGCCCGCGGGGAAUCCACCUCACCGCCGCCGGACCUUCGUCUGGCUGCGCGCGCUGCCCAUGUUGAUUCUGACAUUUUUCACCGCGCUGGUGACGGUCGUCGGGUCUGCUGUGGCGACGGUGAUGUUCGUGAUCUUCGCCAACGUCUUCUCAAACGCCGACCCGAGAAUCAACAUCCAGGCACACGUCGGCACCCAGAUGAUGGUCUUUAUGUGGAUUGCUUCGGCGUUCAGUUUGAUCGCCUUUAUCCUUCAAAUCGGCUCUUGCUGUGCGGCUUGUUGUCGUGGUCGCAAGGCUCGUAAGGAGCUCAAGUCGCAGGGUGUUAAUUGGCGAGAGAAGGGGUCUGCCCCCACUGCGACCGAAGAUCGUGAACCCCAUGCCAUCUCCAACUGA
Messenger RNA from Penicillium mononematosum, 999 nucleotides. Its product is annotated as SUR7/PalI family protein. Gene Ontology annotation, biological process: fungal-type cell wall organization. Lineage: Eukaryota; Fungi; Ascomycota; Eurotiomycetes; Eurotiales; Aspergillaceae. Bases 1 to 999 code for a protein of 332 amino acids. Gene Ontology annotation, cellular component: cell cortex of cell tip; plasma membrane. The transcript is spliced from 2 exons. The record is from RefSeq and is a predicted model, not a curated record.